Messenger RNA from Brassica rapa (field mustard), 888 nucleotides. RefSeq lists its product as uncharacterized. The record is from RefSeq and is a predicted model, not a curated record. NCBI's taxonomy places the organism in Eukaryota, Viridiplantae, Streptophyta, Magnoliopsida, Brassicales, Brassicaceae.
AUGUCAUCCUCAUCAAGUGAUGAAGUUGAUGAAGCUAUAGAAGAAAUGGUCGACGAAGUAGUUGAUAAUUACAUCGACUCAAUAGUUGAGGUCCAAGGUAAGAAGCCAAAAAGACGUGCUUAUAUCGACAGAGAUCGGGAACAAGGACACAAUCAACUAUGGAACGAUUAUUUCAAAGAAAAUCCUACAUACCCACCGGAAAUGUUUAGGAGGCGUUUUCGAAUGAACAAGCCAUUGUUCCUUCGCAUUGUCGAACGUAUAAGUAAUGAAGUUCCAUACUUUCAGCAAAGACGAAAUGCUCACGGGAGGAACGGGCUAUCUGCACUUCAAAAGUGUACGGCAGCUAUACAAUUGUUUGGAAAUGAGUAUCUACGAAAACCUACAGCCGAAGAUCUUCAACGCUUACUCGAUGUUGGAGAGGUACGGGGGUUUCCGGGGAUGAUAGGCAGCAUCGACUGCAUGCAUUGGGAGUGGAAAAACUGCCCAACGGCUUGGAAAGGUCCUAAAGCCGAGAAAUUUGCAGAAAAGCAAGAAUCCGCCAGAAAAGAUGUCGAACGGGCUUUUGGAGUAUUGCAAUCGAGGUUUGCAAUUGUUAAAAACCCAGCUCUCCAAUGGGACAAGGAGAAGAUAGGAAAGAUCAUGAGAACUUGUGUCAUAUUGCACAAUAUGAUAGUAGAGAACGAACGACACGGAUACGCUCAAAUUGAUACUUCUGAGUUCGAGUCCGGAGAAUCAAGCAGAACUUCGAGGGUGACAAGGAGAGAAAGCAUUCAUGUCGGUGAUAUGUUAGGCAUGCGCAGAGAAGUUCGAGAUCCAGAGAAGCAUGCUCGUUUGAAAGCUGAUUUGAUGGAAAAUAUAUGGCAAAAGUUCGGUGAUGAAGAUGAAUAA